Hordeum vulgare subsp. vulgare (domesticated barley) is the source of this 1097-nucleotide messenger RNA. RefSeq lists its product as uncharacterized. NCBI's taxonomy places the organism in Eukaryota, Viridiplantae, Streptophyta, Magnoliopsida, Poales, Poaceae. The record is from RefSeq and is a predicted model, not a curated record. Bases 27 to 734 code for a protein of 235 amino acids. The transcript has 3 exons.
AAUUGAUCAAGUCAGAAUAUCCCACCAUGGCCCAAGUCAGAAUAGUUUCCAGCCUUGCUGAUGUUGACGCUGCGCUUCAAGAUCUGCACAUCACUGAUCUGAAUCAAGCUAAUAAGGUUCGAUUUCGAUUGGAUGAGCGAGCCCCCCUUCAAGAAGCAGCAAAUAUCACUGUCAGGACCACCCAUCCAGGAAGCCAUGGAUUCAUAUUGGUUAAUCCAGAGUUGUUGAAGUGCAAGCUUAAGGCCAAGACGGCGCUAGAGACGUCCUUCAACACCAUGCUUGACGCAUCCCUGGAGCUGAUUGAUCAAGAGCUGCAGGGAGUUGAAGCAAGCAUCGCAGCACUGAAGGUCUUUGUGCGCUACGAUGACAAUCAGAUGCCACAUAAUGGACCUCCACUUCUCCAAAGAAAUCGGGGAGUACAACAUGUCAUCUAUCCACACCCUCCUUUCCCAAGAGCUCCUAGCUUUGAGAAUGGCACACCCCAACAGAGAGUCCCAUAUCAACCUGCUUAUGCUACACAACAAGAGAGGGAUGAGGCAGCUGCUCGUGACAGGCGUGCCCAGAGGGCCAUCUGGCAUGCCAAACUCCGUAUUUUGGAGGCGAGGCAGUCCAUCUUGAAGGACAAGAGGUCUGAGAUGAUGUCAAAGAUGAUGGCGGAGUUCAAGAGGAUUAUGGACGAACGAUCUGACUUAGGGGCUGGUUACGCGGAUGAUGGAUUUCCUCCACUGGCGUAGGAGCUUACCCUCUGAAGCAACAUGGCUUGCCAUUUGACCUUUUGCUGGAGCUGCGCUACCUACACCAAGUCCAAGAUUUGUCGAACAACCCCAUGUCAACAAUGCAAGCUUAAUUACCUAUUUAUGUACUCCUUUUGGUUGUAAUGCUUAAACUGGUACUCUCUAGUAUUACAAACCACCGAGCAUGUAAUGGACCAUGGUGCUGCACUGCCAAGUAUGAUGUACUGUAUGCGUACCUUGUGAAUUGUGAUGUUGGUGACUUGAUAACCGGCAAUGUUGGAUUUAAUCUAUGUGAUCAUCUUGCUUUUUGGUCUCUUUGUUAUCUCGUUUUGGCAUAUAUGUUUGUGUAAAAUGUAUGCGCAG